Molecule: messenger RNA, 613 nt
Organism: Thlaspi arvense
Lineage: Eukaryota; Viridiplantae; Streptophyta; Magnoliopsida; Brassicales; Brassicaceae
Source: the annotation of a GenBank genome assembly
UAAAAUGGGACACUUUAAUUUCUUCUCAGUCCAUCACUUCAACAUUACCGGCGUCACCAUUACGGCUCCCGGCGAUAGCCCAAACACUAAUGGUAUUAAGUUUGGUUUCUCUAGCAAUAUUCACAUCUCUAAUACAUUCAUCGGUACUGGAGACGAUUGUAUCGCCAUCCUUUCGGGAAACACUAACAUGGAUAUCUCUAACGUCAAGUGUGGUCCCGGACACAAGAUUAGUGUCGGAAGUUUGGGGAAGAACAAAGACGAGAAGGAUGUUACAGGUUUAAUGAUAAGAGACACCGUUUCUAAUGGCACAAGCGAUGCUUCAAAGAUCAUCGUCUCUAACUUUGUGUUCGAGAAUAUUCAAAUGAUUGAUGUUGGAAACCAAUUAACAUCAGAGGGAGAGUCUAACGUUCAGGUACAAGAUAUUAAGUUAAAAAACAUAUAUGGGACCUCGAAGAACAAAGUGGCAGUGAAUCUACAAUGCAGCAAGAGCUUUCCAUGCAAGAACGUGGAGCUAGUUGACAUUAACCUAGAGCAUAACAGAGUCGAAGAUGGUCCUUCUACUGCAGUGUGCGAAAAUGUUGACAGUUCUGCUCAUAGUAAGAUGGUUCAUCAG